GCAGCGCUUCCGGGAAACUAGCCGCAGGCGCAGGCGCAGGCGCAGACGCAGACGCAGGCGCAGACGCACGCCCGGGGGUGGUGCCACAGCGUGGCGUGACUUCCGGGUGGAAACUGAGGACUUGGGUUGGUGAAGGCUGCAGGCGGGCGUUCCUGCGCUUGGCGUCUACCACCUGUGCUUGCGCCCGCUUUUUAACUCGAGUUCAUCUGGGGUCCUCUUUGGGUUUCUGCACGCGCUGGGCCCGCCGCCUCUCCGCGAGGUACAAAGAAGAGUGUUUGUCAUACAAUUGGAAAGGAAGGCAAAGAAGAUGCUUUUGCUUUAGAUUGGACAACUGAACAGAAAUUGCAAUUUUAGGAUGAAGAGGGGAAGAGGAAGAACAAGCCGGAUCAGAAGACAGAAACUCUUCAGAAGUUCCGUAUCAAGAGGAGUGAAUGAGAGCUGCAAGCCUGAAUUCAUAGAGUUUAAGAAGUGGCUGAAAGACAGGAAGUUUGAAGAUACAAACUUAAUACCUGCUUGUUUUCCAGGUACAGGAAGAGGGCUGAUGAGCAAAACAUCCCUGCAGGAGGGACAGAUGAUUAUUUCGUUGCCCGAGAGUUGCCUGCUCACCACGGACACAGUGAUUAGAAGCUACUUAGGGACGUACAUUGCUAAGUGCCAGCCUCCUCCAUCUCCUCUUCUGGCUCUGUGCACGUUUUUAGUUUCAGAAAAGCAUGCUGGGGACCAGUCUCUCUGGAAGCCUUACCUGGACAUUUUACCAAAGGCCUACACCUGCCCCGUAUGUUUGGAGCCAAAAGUGGUGAAUCUUUUUCCUGAACCUUUGAAGGCAAAGGCUGAAGAGCAGAGAGCCCGUGUGCGGGGCUUCUUUUCUUCCUCCAGAGACUUUUUCUCUUCCCUGCAGCCUCUGUUUUCUGAGGCUGUUGAGAACAUUUUUAGCUACAGUGCCCUCCUGUGGGCGUGGUGCACGGUCAACACCAGAGCUGUGUACAUGAAGCAUGGGCAGAGGAAAUGCUUUUCUCCAGAGCCGGACACCUACGCGCUCGCCCCGUACUUGGAUCUGCUGAAUCACAGCCCAGAUGUCCAGGUAAAAGCAGCAUUUAAUGAGGAAACUCGCUGUUAUGAAGUCAGAACGGCUUCAGGCUGCAGGAAACAUGAACAGGUGUUCAUCUGCUAUGGCCCCCAUGAUAACCAGCGGCUGCUCCUGGAAUACGGAUUCGUGUCCGUCCAGAAUCCUCAUGCGUGUGUUCAUGUCUCAGCAGAUCUACUUGUUAAAUAUCUGCCAUCAACAGAUAAACAAAUGAACAAGAAGAUUUCCAUUUUGAAGGAUCAUGACUUUAUAGAAAAUUUAACAUUUGGAUGGGAUGGACCAUCUUGGAGGUUACUCACAGCUCUUAAGUUGUUAUGUCUGGAGGCUGAAGAAUUUACAUGCUGGAAGAAAGUACUUCUUGGGGAAAUCAUUUCAGAUACAAAUGAGAAGAGAAGUUUGGUCAUAGCCCAGAAAAUAUGCCAUUAUUUCAUAGAGGAAACCAAUGCUAUGCUGCAAAAGGUUUCUCAUAUGAAAGAUGAAGAAGUGGCUUUGCUAAACCAACUAACUUUGGUAGAAACACUGUGGACAGAAGAGCUAAAGAUUCUGCAGGCCUCUGCUGAGAUUCUAAACAGUUUGCAAACGCCUUUUAGGUGCAUGACACAGUGAUUUGGAAAUUCUGUCCUUUGCUCAGUGCUCACCUCACAUAAUGUAGGUUUUUUCAUCUCUAUUCUGUAAUGUAAAAAGAGGUAAGUGAGAAGGAAUAGUAACCUUGCGCUUCUAGGUGUUGUCAUCUCUGCAUCAUGUCUGGAUCUAUGGCAGCCUCUUUGGGACUAUGAGGGGAGUCAUCCCAAGUCAAUACCAUAAGGAUGGCGGCGUAGAAAGAAAAAAAAGAAGAGAGAGAAAGUUCUUUAUGAGCAACGGAAUAAUCAACCCUGGAGCCUUCCACCCUUUCUCACUCUCCCUCUCACCCCAUCCCCCAUCCUAGGUCUCUUGUUAUGUGAAGUAACUCAUGUCUUUAUUACUGAUUUUAGGCAGAAAGGAAGAGGGCAGAGAGUUCUUCCUGCAUCUACUGUUGCUCAAUUGCCUGUAACCCAAAAAGCCCUAUGCUACAGUGAUAUAUUCUGGGGUACAUGUUCCGAUUCAUUUCAACUCCAUUCAACACAGUAUGACGUAUAAUGGAUGACAUUUACUUCCAAGCUGUAUAGACAUAUGUAUAUCUAAUAUAAACACCCAUCCCAUGAGUGGACUCAGAGUUUUGUUAGGUUUUCAGUUAUGUGCAGCUGAAAAUAUCUGAGAGUGAUUAUUGCAUCCUGUGCAAUAGGAAUAUUCCCUGUUUUCUUUAGUGUCUCCCACUUUCUAUGUCAUCAGGCUAAGAAAACACAGAUUGUGCCUGCAGAAAAGUAGCAUCAAAGGGACCAGACAGUCACUGGCUUCUGUGUAAAGCAGACCAAGUACAGCAUCAAGCUUACAUGGAAUAUAACUUUGCUGAGACCCUUUAGGCUGCCCUGAACAUUAAAAAAUCCUUAAAUCCUUAAGGGGUUUAUCAUUUUUGCCACUUGCAUGAAAGUGGAUAAAAAAGGGACAGAUUGGAUUUGGAGAGGCAGAGUGAGCUUGAAGUGUCACUCACAGAAUGACCAUGUAUAUUCGUCAGUGUUCCCCAGAACACCAGGCCAAUAGAAAUGGUCCCACAUUUUUGCCCCCUGGGACACAUGCCCAAUGUAAUUACCCUUCCUUAAGUGUGGAUGGGACUGCAAACACAAUGAUUAGGGUAUGUUAUGUGACAUAAGUGUGGGGGCUUUUCAGAUAUAAUUAAGGUUCCAAAUCAGUUGGCUUUGAGUUGAUCAAAAGACAGGUUAUUGUAAGUGGGUCUGAUCUAAUCAGGUGGGCCCUUAAAAGCAACUGAGCACCUGCUGAAGAGAUAGAUUUGAAGUAUGAGGGGGCCUCUGGUGAGGGCUACCUGGCAAGGGCUUGAGAGCAUCCUCUAGUAGCUAGAGUUGUCCCCAGGUGACACCUAGCAAGAAAAUGGGGACCUCAGUCAUCAAGCUCCAAGGAAGUCAAUUCUGUCCACAACUUGAAGCUGCUUGGAAGUGGAUCUUUCCCUCAAUGAGCAUCCAAAUGGCAAUGUACUGGGCUAAUAAUGCUUUCAGCCUUGUGAGACUGUCUCAGUCUGCUUGGGCUGCUAUAACAAAAAUACCGUAGACUGAGCAGCUUAACCAACAGGUGUUUAUUUCUCACUGUCGGAGACCUUGGAAGUCCAAGAUCAGCAUGCUGGUGGAUUGUGUGUCUGGUGAGAGCCCUCUUCCUGGUCUGCAGAUGACUGCAUUCUUGCUGUGUCUUCACAUGCUUGACAGAGCUCACUCUGUCAAGCAUGCUCCAGUCUCUUCAUUUUCUGAUAUGACCUCAUUCAAGGCUAAUUAGUUCCCAGAGUUUCCAGCACAUUGAUGAUUAGGGCUUCAACAUAUGAAUCUGGAGUGAUACAAACAUUUAGUGCAAACUGAGAGCAAAGAACCCAGUUAAAAUGUGCUUGAGUCCUAGCCUACAGAAACUAUGAAAUUAAUAAACUGGUA
This is a messenger RNA of Mustela erminea (ermine), 3591 nucleotides long. RefSeq names its product SET domain containing 4 (gene SETD4). NCBI's taxonomy places the organism in Eukaryota, Metazoa, Chordata, Mammalia, Carnivora, Mustelidae. The coding region runs from base 356 to 1690 and encodes 444 amino acids. The transcript is spliced from 13 exons. Gene Ontology annotation, molecular function: transcription coactivator activity; histone H3K4 methyltransferase activity; histone H3K36 methyltransferase activity. The record is from RefSeq and is a predicted model, not a curated record. Gene Ontology annotation, biological process: peptidyl-lysine trimethylation; peptidyl-lysine dimethylation; peptidyl-lysine monomethylation.